AAGUUCUUGUCUCAGGUGACUUUAUUUGCAGUCCACUCUGCUGGCUGCUUCUACUUCUGGCUUGCAACACACUAUCAUGAUUCAUACGAUACAUGGAUUGGAUUUAAGGUUGAAGAUUUCAAAGAUAGAAGUGUGUGGUUUGGUUACACUUACUCUGUGUAUUGGUCCCUUGUCACUCUCACUACAGUAGGCUAUGGAGAUCUGUGUGCCCGUAAUACUGUAGAGAAUGUCUUCACCAUUUUCUAUAUGCUCUUCAACAUUGGCCUCAUAGCUUACUUGAUUGGAAAUAUGACCAAUCUCAUUGUCCACAGUGCAGUGAGAACUUUUGCCAUGAGAGAUGCCAUCAACAAUAUACUGCGAUACGCGAGCAAGAAUCGACUUCCAGAAGGGCUGAAGGAACAAAUGCUGGCUCAUAUGACAAUGAAAUUUAAGACAGCAGAGUUGCAGCAAGAAGUGCUGGAAGACCUGCCGAAGGCAAUAAGAUCUGCCAUUGCUCAGCACCUGUUUUGUUCAACUCUCGAAAACACCUACCCCUUCAAGGGUGUAUCUAAGGACUUCAUCCUCAUUCCAAAUCUUGAUCUGCAAAAUUUAUGGCGGGGUAACAACAUAGGUGUACCUUUUUAUGGUUGUUACACAGGUAUCUGAACUAAAAGCAGAAUACUUUCCACCCAAAGGAUACUACUUCUGCGACAUAGUAUCCUUACAACCUUUUAUAACUGCAGGAUGUUUUAGCAUA
Molecule: messenger RNA, 736 nt
Organism: Ipomoea nil (Japanese morning glory)
Lineage: Eukaryota; Viridiplantae; Streptophyta; Magnoliopsida; Solanales; Convolvulaceae
Product: potassium channel KAT3-like
Exons: 2
Biological process (GO): transmembrane transport; potassium ion transport
Cellular component (GO): membrane
Molecular function (GO): voltage-gated potassium channel activity
Source: RefSeq, a predicted model, not a curated record